AUAGGCAAGCAAGGCAGUUUGGCGCGUGAAGCCGAAUAAGACGCACGUACGCGAGCUUCGUGUGACUAUUUAGUUAUGUAGUAGCGCCGCGCACCUCUCUGUUUGGACAAGUGCUAAGUUGAUCGUUUCAUGUGAUACUCUUUGACGCCGGAAUUAUGUUUUAAAUUAACUGUUCGAUUUUCAAAUUGUUUUAUUGUGUUUUGGUUUUGUUUUAAUAACUUUUUUACGGACUGAAUCAAGUGGAUUUUAUCUUUGUGGAUAUUGGAGAAUUAAAUUAAGAAUGACUCCGCAAGAGGAGCGCGAGAGCGCGCGCGGCGCGGAGAUCGCCGACGCUUUCGAGGACGACAUGUUCGGGCCUCCGCGCACCGAGCCCGCCGCCCGGCCCAAGCUCUCCAUGAUCUCCGCCCGUCUGCGCGCUAAUGAGGAGCGCAAGCGGGUCAUCGAGAUCUGCACACAGAAACUAGAAAACCUCGAAGACCCAGGACGUGACCUUCGCAGAUCAGUAUGCAUAAACAACACCUUCUGCAGAUUAAGCGAAGAAGUGCGUCGAGAAAAAGAGGCACGAAGACGCCGCGCUAGAGAGGAAUGCGAUGACUCCUGGAUUGGAAAAAAAAGCCGACGCGCCGUCGAGGAUGAAUGUCUAGCGUUAUUAGAUGCGAUUCCGGAACUAGGAGACGCGAAUCUUGGUUGUGCGCAGUUGGCGCGGCAGAUGCCCCGGCAGGAUGUCCCCUUGUUGCCCUCUGGGCUGCUGGUGCUCGACUCAUGACCGCGCCGCAGCGCGCACAUACACACCCCACUGUGAUGCGAGCGCGGCGAGUAAAGCUCAUGUCGAGUCGCUGACCGCUCCAUGACGCUCGUGGCGUGGACACUGCGCCACGAGCCACGACCAUGGCUCACUCGGAAACAAAUCUGCUCCGGAUUCGUACGCAGGAUCGAGGUCGCACACCGCGGCUCGAACACCGGACGAUAUUCCCUCGUUACCGGAUCCGACGGACGACGCUUAGCCAAUUCUUUGUUGUUAAGAAGAGUACUUACUUUGUUAGCGUGUUUUUUUAUUAUUUAGUGAAAGUUGCUCAGGCGCUGCCGACGGGCGCGGUCCAAUUAGUGUUCAACGAUUUAUUUUUACUAUCGAACUGAAGACUUUAGUGAGUGAGACGGACGUCGCGACGCAUCGUGGCGACGUCGAGCCAGAAAUGGAAGGUUAAAUGGUUUUUAUCGGAGAUAUAGUUAUAAGUGAUAAUUAUUAUGUUACAUUAUUGUACUAUAAAUAAAUAAAGUUAAGAUUUAGUGCAAAACGACUGGGAACGGUUGCGAGUUGCUCCAUCAAGAAUCAUAGUUAAUUUGAAUAGUAUUAGGUGCGUUGUACUGUGUCCGGCCUUUUGUGGAUUGGGAUGCAAGCCGGUUUCGAGGUACCGCUUCAACCGAACCAAGUGACAUGUUCGAAAGUGAAACAAUAAGUGUUUGCAUUUUAAUAUUUUAAGACCGAUUUGAUCAUUGUAAAAAAUUAUAAUCUUUAAAUGGCAUUAAACCUCGAGUUAUAAGAUAUUUAAACGUUUAAACAUUCAUUGUGUUGUGUGCACUGGUCGGUUGAUGACGGUACUCAAUACCCGAACAAUUUCAAUUAUGGCCAGCAUUUGCAUCCAACCAUCAAAUGUUUGACACACAUGUCGCAUUUUGUCACAAGUCUGAUUUCUAUCUAUGAGUUCUCAACAGUCUUUAGGUUUAUUAUUUUUGUUUUUUUUUUUUUUUGUUUCGUGUUACCUUAAGACACCAUUAUUAUAAGCAAUUGUUACCAUUAUCAUAAUUGGUUUAUAUGUCGUUGUUAAGAUGUAAGUGAAUGUUCAAUGCGAGAAUUGUUUUCAAUAUUUAAAUUGUAACAAGUGUUGAACAAACGUUGGUUGUGCAAUGAAUUUGCAAUCAAUAUUGUGCAAUUGGAGUGAACAACGGCGGAGUUCCUUCUUUUGAAAUCUUAAUUGUCGCAAAAUAUAUUGGUAGUAGCCCGUUUCGCCCCCUCUGAAUAGUAAAUAGGUACGUGGGUGAGCGCGGGGGGAAGGGUGCUCGCAGUGGGGUCGGGAGAGGGGGAGGGGUAGGAGGCGGCCGUUCCCAGCACUCCUGUGAUAUUAGCCUAGCCUGUGUGUCGUAUUUGUGCUAGUUUCCCCAACCUUGUUUGGAUCGCUGUAUUUAAAAAUGCUUCCAAAAUUAAUUUCCCUCUUAUUGGCCAUUUUAUACGGAAUAUCCGAUUUUAUAGUCGAAUGAGCGACUGUAGUUGCAUUUAAAUAGUCACCGUUUUACAACGUAGAUGAACUAUCGUUUUAUGAUUUGCGUUUGUAUGUAAUGUUGGUAAAUUAAAUUGUAAAUUUUUAAAUUAAGCGCUUAAUUACACCGAGGUGAUUUUACAGCAGUCGGUGUACCUAACUGUCAGUUCAGAAAGAACGCACAUUGAAUAUUCUUCUACUACAGUAGUUAUUAAUUCAACCAAAAUGUAUUUUACGGAACGAUUACCGAUAACAACGCACAUACCUAUUACAUUUAAGUUGGUUUUGAUGUACGAUAUUGUGAGUCACGUUGAGAAUGUAAAGGAAUGUUUGUAACACGAGACCAAAUCAGUAUCAAGGCAGAUAUUUUAGCAAAGACGUGGCUUCCAAUUUUCCUGAAAUGUGAGAUUUAUUAGAAAUAAAUAACGUUUGUACCGAACCUUAGUUUUGGUUUUUGAAGCAAGGUGUCCUAAAAUGCUACCAUUUAACAUAACCUUAGUACCAUAAAGUAUCAAAUACAAAAAGUCUUGAUUAUUCCAGAUAAUUAAUUAUUAAAAAUGUAGGAUUGAAAAGUUUUUGAACAAUAAACAGGAAUGAAUUCGCAUUUUAAUAAAUUGAAAUCAAUUUCGUCAUUUACGAUGCUGAGUGUCUACGCAGGGCUCUGCAAGGAAAAAUGAAUGGAAUAUUGUACACUAUCAGAUUAUUGGAUCUGCACGAACCUCCGCCAUUCCUCUCACACUCUACUCGAAGGAGCAAGACAGAUUAUGUACGGAAAACACGUAUACAAGCAUCGCUAGAAGGAAAUUUAGAUAUUGAUGAAACAGCAAUAAAAAUACAUGAUGCUCUUAGAGCAAAAGUAGAUUUGGACCAAAUUUUUCACGUAUUUAAAGAAACUUUACAUUAAAGUGCGAAUGGUUUUAAUUUCUGAAUUAAUUAGCUAGAGGAAAUCUUAAAGAUGAUUAUAAUACACAUUAUUAAAGUGCAAUUUUAAAAUGAAAUGUCAAAAUUCUAUUCAUACCACUUGUGCUACUACAAUAAGUUUUUUUUUCUCCAACCAAAGAUACUGAAGUAUAAUUCAUCUAUUGAACCUUUUACGAUACUUCUACGUCUUUCGGUCACAUUUUUCAAGAGUAAAUAACUACCGAGAGUGUAGUCGAGAGAUUACUGAACUAAAUACACUCAUCGACGAAGUUAUUUAUAAAGUAUUUUCAUUGUUUGAUUCCUAGUCUAAAGAAUCAAGUUUUAUAAGAAAAACUAUAAUAAAACUAAAUCGUUAAAGUAGCGCAUACAGCAAUCAAAUAAAUCCUAAGGUAGGUAAGUGUGCGCCAUUUUAAUGAUUUUGAAAGUAUUUCACGGAGUUAAGGAAAAUAAGCGUUCUGUAAAUGUUAUCAUAAUUUUAUUAUUGUGAUUAGCUGCUAUUUUAUAAAUGUUUCCUGUAUGAGCUAAGAGAUCAUUAAAUAAAUAUUAAAUAAAA
Molecule: messenger RNA, 3729 nt
Organism: Plodia interpunctella (Indianmeal moth)
Lineage: Eukaryota; Metazoa; Arthropoda; Insecta; Lepidoptera; Pyralidae
Exons: 2
Coding region: 281-766 (161 amino acids)
Source: RefSeq, a predicted model, not a curated record